Messenger RNA from Danaus plexippus (monarch butterfly), 1673 nucleotides. Its product is annotated as cytochrome P450 4C1-like. NCBI's taxonomy places the organism in Eukaryota, Metazoa, Arthropoda, Insecta, Lepidoptera, Nymphalidae. The transcript has 10 exons. The record is from RefSeq and is a predicted model, not a curated record. Bases 198 to 1649 code for a protein of 483 amino acids. Gene Ontology annotation, molecular function: iron ion binding; monooxygenase activity; oxidoreductase activity, acting on paired donors, with incorporation or reduction of molecular oxygen.
CGUCCCGUGUAAGUGAACAUGUAUCUCAAGUUGAUAAAUGACUAUAUCACUCAGUACUUAUUUAUAUUCCGAUGUUUUAACUCGUACAGUUUGGUAUACGGAAAUUAAUAUGUAUUUAUUACAACUGUAGACUUCGCUGAGUAUGUUGGAUAAGUUUUGACAAUAUCUCGAUUAGUAUGAUAAUUUGAAAAACAAAGAUGCUGUGGCCGAUAUUUUUUGGAUUACUGGUUUGUGUGGUGGUGUGGAGACUUAUCAAACAGGAGCCCAAUGACCUUGCACACCUGCCUGGACCUCCAAGGACACCAAUAUUUGGAUCAGUUUUUAUGUUCCUGGGAAAAUCUCAUAGCGAACUCUUCAAAAUGUUGGUUGAGCUUCCAAAGAAAUAUGGAAAUCGUCUUGUUAUCAAGGCAAUGCACCGGUAUAUUCUUCAUGUAUACAAAGUCGAGGACAUCGAGAUUGUUCUAACACAUUCGAGAAACAUCAAGAAGAAUAAACCUUACACGUUCAUAGAGCCGUGGUUGGGAACUGGCCUUCUUAUUAGUAAUGGCAGUAAAUGGCAGAAACGGCGAAAAAUCUUGACACCGACAUUCCAUUUCGACAUUUUAAAGGGAUUCGUAAAAGUAUUCGAAGAGCAAAGUAGGAAUCUGACAACAAUGCUCAGGAAAAAACUGCAGGAGUCAAAUGUUGUCGACACUAUGGCCAUCAUGAGCGAUUUUACACUUUAUAUUAUAUGUGAGACGGCUAUGGGUAUAAGAUUAAAUGCGGAUAAAAGCGCUGAAAAAAUGAUGUAUAAGAAGGCCAUCAUGGAAAUAGGACAGAUAGUGAUGAAGAGGCUGACCACAGUGUGGCUUCACAGUGACCUGAUCUUUUACAAUAUGCCCAUCGGAAAGAAAUUCACCAAGUGUUUGGAAAACGUGCAUUCCUUCGCUGAUAACGUGAUCCUGGAGAGGAAAAAAAAAUACGAGAGCGUCGCAAAUGAGGAUGGUGGGAGAAGGAGAUUAGCGUUUUUAGACUUACUCCUUGAAGCGGAGAGGAACGGAGAAAUAGAUUUGGAGGGAGUAAGAGAAGAGGUUAAUACAUUUAUGUUUGAGGGUCAUGACACAACAGCUACCGCUUUAGCAUUUGGCCUGGUGUUGCUCGCCGACAGCGAGGAGGUUCAGGAACGUCUCUUCGAGGAGUGUCAGCGGGUCGGUCCUGAGCCGAGUGUGUCCGAGUUGAACGACAUGAAGUAUUUAGAAGCUGUGGUCAAAGAAAUCUUGAGGUUGUAUCCAAGCGUGCCGUUUAUAGGACGAGAAAUUACCGAGGACUUUAUGUUAGAUGACAUCAAAGUAAAGAAAGGCUGUGAAGUAGUCGUUCAUAUAUACGACGUACAUCGAAGACCGGAUCUAUAUCCGGAUCCCGAAGCUUUCAAACCGGAAAGAUUUCUGGACGAAGAGAAACGACAUCCCUACUCCUAUGUACCGUUCAGUGCUGGGCCACGAAAUUGCAUUGGUCAAAAGUUCGCCAAGCUCCAGAUGAAGGUCGUCAUUAGUGAGAUAGUCCGUAAUUUCAAGUUGUCACCGCUGGUCGCUGGCGCACGACCCGACCUCAAGGUCGAUCUAGUACUGAGACCUGCUGAAACCAUCUACGUGAAAUUUUAUCCUCGAUAGAAUAAAAAUAUUGAUCGGGCUAAA